Messenger RNA from Trematomus bernacchii (emerald rockcod), 5496 nucleotides. RefSeq names its product eph receptor A4, like (gene epha4l). The transcript has 18 exons. NCBI's taxonomy places the organism in Eukaryota, Metazoa, Chordata, Actinopteri, Perciformes, Nototheniidae. Gene Ontology annotation, molecular function: transmembrane-ephrin receptor activity; ATP binding; protein binding. Gene Ontology annotation, cellular component: neuron projection; plasma membrane. Bases 99 to 3071 code for a protein of 990 amino acids. The record is from RefSeq and is a predicted model, not a curated record. Gene Ontology annotation, biological process: axon guidance; protein phosphorylation; negative regulation of axon extension.
GAGAGAGAGAGAGGGAGUGAGAGAGUGAGCAGGACCUGGGAGAAGAAGAGCAACGAAAGAAAAAGAGGAGAGAGAAAAACGGAACAACAACGACACAAAUGGCACUCAUGGCAGGGAUUUUGUUCACCGCCACCUUUCUUGUUUUUGGGAUUUCUACAUUUGUUUCGCCAGCACGGAUAUACCCCCCGAAUGAAGUCACGUUAUUGGACUCCAGAUCCGUACAGGGGGAGCUGGGAUGGGUCGCCAAUCCGACAGAAGGAGGGUGGGAGGAAGUGAGUAUUAUGGAUGAAAAGAACAUUCCCAUCCGGACGUACCAGGUGUGUAACGUCAUGGAGCCAAACCAGAACAACUGGCUCCGCACAGACUGGAUCCCUCGAGGCGGAGCCCAGCGAGUCUACAUCGAGAUCAAGUUCACCCUGAGGGACUGCAACAGCCUCCCGGGGGUCAUGGGAACCUGCAAGGAAACCUUCAAUCUCUACUACUACGAGUCCAACAACGACAAGGAGCGCUACAUCCGCGAGAACCAGUUUGACAAAAUCGACACCAUCGCCGCGGACGAAAGCUUCACUCAGGUGGACAUCGGCGAUCGAAUCAUGAAGCUGAACACGGAGGUCCGAGACGUGGGCGCUUUGAGCCGGAAAGGCUUUUAUUUGGCCUUCCAGGAUGUGGGAGCGUGCAUUGCUUUGGUGUCCGUCAGGGUCUUCUACAAGAAGUGUCCCCUGGCGGUGCGCAACUUGGCCCAGUUUCCCGACACCAUCACUGGAGCCGAUACCUCGUCGCUUGUGGAAAUUCGUGGAUCGUGCGUGGAUAAUUCGGAGGAAAAGGAGGUUCCUAAGAUGUACUGUGGGGCCGACGGAGAGUGGCUGGUGCCCAUUGGGAAUUGCCUGUGUAACCCUGGAUACGAGGAGCGCAACGCAGAAUGCCAAGCCUGCAAGAUCGGUUACUACCGCGCCUUGGCCACCGACGGCUCCUGUUCCAAGUGUCCGCUCAACAGCUACUCCACCAGAGAGGCAUCCACCUCCUGCGUCUGCGACAAGGGAUACUUCCGCUCUGAAACAGACCCGGCGUCCAUGCCCUGCACCCGCCCUCCGUCGGCGCCCGCCCACCUCAUCUCCAAUGUGAACGAGACCUCAGUGAACCUGGAGUGGAGCCCCCCCCGCACCACAGGGGGCCGCCAGGACUUGACGUACAACGUGGUGUGUAAGCGCUGCGGACCCGAUGGCCGCCGCUGUCAGGCGUGCGGGAACGGCAUCCACUUCAGUCCCCAGCAGCUGAGCCUGAAGGGCAACAAGGUGUCCAUCAACGAGCUGCAGGCCCACACCAACUACACCUUCGAGGUGUGGGCCGUCAACGGGGUCUCGCCUCAGAGUCCGGGCCCCGAGCAGGCCGUGUCCGUCACCGUCACCACCAACCAGGCCGCUCCUUCUCCGGUGACUUCCAUCCAGGCGAAGGAUAUCACAAGACACACCAUCUCCCUGGCCUGGCAGCCGCCGGAUCGAGCCAACGGGGUCAUCCUGGAGUAUGAGGUCAAAUACUACGAGAAGGACCAAAACGAGAGAAGCUACAGAAUCAUAAAAACAUCGUCCAGAAACACCGACAUCAAGGGUCUCACCCCCCUCAACUCCUACGUGUUUCACGUCCGCGCUCGCACGGCGGCGGGUUACGGGGAAUUCAGCGGACCCUUCGAGUUCAUGACCAACUCCGUUCCAGCUCCCAUUAUCGGGGACGGGACCAACUCCACGGUGUUACUGGUGUCGGUGGUGGGCAGCGUGGUUCUCCUCCUCAUCCUCAUCAGUGCCUUCGUCAUCAGCCGAAGAAGGAAUAAAUACAGCAAGGCCAAGCAGGACUCUGACGAAGAGAAGCACUUACAUCAAGGAGUGAGGAUAUACGUUGACCCCUUCACCUACGAGGACCCCAACCAAGCCGUCCGAGAGUUCGCCAAGGAGAUUGACGCCUCCUGUAUCAAGAUCGAAAAAGUUAUUGGCAUCGGGGAGUUUGGAGAGGUGUGCAGCGGCCGCCUGAAGAUGCCGGGCAAGAGAGAAAUCUGCGUGGCCAUCAAGACGUUGAAGGCCGGAUACACAGACAAGCAGAGGCGGGACUUCCUGUCCGAGGCCAGCAUCAUGGGCCAGUUCGACCACCCCAACAUCAUCCACCUGGAGGGCGUGGUCACCAAAUGUAAGCCCGUGAUGAUUAUCACAGAGUACAUGGAGAACGGAUCGCUGGACGCAUUCCUGAGGAAGAACGACGGGCGCUUCACGGUGAUCCAGCUGGUGGGCAUCCUGCGUGGCAUCGCGUCGGGCAUGAAGUACCUGUCGGACAUGAGCUACGUUCACAGAGACCUGGCGGCUCGAAACAUCCUGGUGAACAGCAACCUGGUGUGCAAGGUGUCCGACUUCGGCAUGUCCCGAGUGCUGGAGGACGACCCGGAGGCUGCGUACACCACCAGGGGAGGGAAGAUCCCCAUCCGCUGGACGGCCCCCGAGGCCAUCGCUUACAGGAAGUUCACCUCGGCCAGCGACGUGUGGAGCUACGGCGUCGUCAUGUGGGAGGUGAUGUCAUACGGCGAGCGACCAUACUGGGACAUGAGCAACCAAGACGUAAUCAAGGCGAUCGAUGAGGGCUACCGGCUGCCCCCCCCCAUGGACUGCCCCGUGGCCCUGCACCAACUCAUGCUGGACUGCUGGCAGCGAGAGAGGGCCGACCGGCCGAAGUUCGGACAGAUCGUCAACAUGCUGGACAAACUGAUCCGAAACCCCAACACUCUGAAGAGGACCGGAGGGGAGACGGCUGUCAGGCCGAGCACCACCCUGUUGGAGCCGGGGAGCCCCGAGGCGGCGUCCUCGUCCGUGGGCACGGUGGAGGACUGGCUGCAGGCCAUCGGCAUGGAGAAAUACCGGGACAACUUCACCGCUGCCGGAUACACCUCUCCAGAGGCCGUGGUGCACAUGACACAAGAGGACAUGGGGCGCAUCGGCAUCUCCUCAUCUGCACACCAGAACAAAAUCCUGACCAGCGUGCAGGGAAUGCUGUCCCAAAUGCAACAGAUGCAAGGCAGAAUGGUUCCCGUCUGAGCGAUUUUUCAACAAGAAAUAGAGAAGGAAAAGGAAGCGUUAAAUAAAAUAAAUAACAUAAAAAGUAAAUAAAUAUAAAAAAGAGACAAAUAAACUAUGGAGAAAAAUAGUUUACCUCAUCCAUGCACUUUAAAUUGGAUCUAAAAGAAAAGAAGAUGUUGAAGAAAAAAAGAAAAAAGUGGCAAAAAUGGCACUUUUUUUUUUUAAAGAAUCAGACCUUGCCCUUUUUUGUUGUUUUUGGAGAAUGGGACGCUUCUUGCAUUUUAUGGAUAGACGGCUGGAAAAGUGCUUCCGAGAGGCCAAUCUGGAGUGCCUUUAAUGGUCUGGAAGGAAAAGCGAGGGAGGGGGGGGGAGAUCUUACCUUUUCUUCCUCCUUCUCUCGGGCAGUUUCUGGAACUUUCUUUCUGGAAUAAUCUGCGGAGCAGAUUUCUUUGAUUUCCUGUGACUUUGUUUAUUGUACAUGAAGUGUUUGUGUGGGACUCGCAGGCUAAACCCCGGCCACCAUUGUUCUCUCUCAGCUGGAUAUCUUCUCAGACAAAAUGGAGGAUCCUGACCGUCGUGUAUAAACAGUGAAUCUCUGAGAGGUUGAGGGUUGGAUUCAGUGGGGGGCUUUAUUUUUCCAAGGACCUUUUUGUUUUAUGGCCUUGUUCUUCUCCCAGAACGCUGUAUUUCGUUGCCCUCAGGACGUUUCUGAGAAUGUCUAUGAUCUUCCAGAGGAGCCUUCCCACUCCCCUGUCUUCCCCAAAAUAAUGCCCUCCCACACCUCAGAUAAACACACAAUUUGGAUUCUUCCUCCACUCAUCUCCCAUCUGAAACAAAUCCCAAACACCCCCCCUCCGGCUUCUGAAGGACCCACCGACUCUUCCUCAACACUUUAGAUGGACAGCUGGCUUUUUCUAAAUUGGACGCGUGAAUGAAGGAAUGUAUUGACGGGAUUUAUUGGGACAAAAGGACGCAACAUGGAUGCAGAAUGAAUCAUCAGCAUAGCCAAGAAGAUAAACAGAGGAUUACUCAAUCUGUCAUCAAGCUGCUGCCGUCCAUCACAGAAAGGAUCCUGGUCUUCCUCCUCCACCGCCUCCCUUUUCUCCUCCUCCAUGGAGACGACAAAUCCGUCCUGGACUUCCACCGUCACAACAAAAGCUAGCCGAAACGCGCUUUUGGCCAUCCAGCAAUGACCUGGAACAACUAUGAAUGAUUUAAAACAGCUUAAAAAAAAAAAUAAGACAAUAAGAAGAAUGUAAUAUAAUCAAGAAGCCCUGCUCCAGCGGAUAUUGUACUUUUAUUUUGAAAGUUUCAUUUUUAUUUUGUUUGCAUGUAAAGUAACAAACGUUUGAUUUGAGCGUGCGAAUGUGAUUGGUUGUGCGCAUGUGUGUGUGUAGGAGUGUGUGUAGGAGUGUGUGUGUGUGUAUGAGUGACAACAUAUUUGAAGUACUAUCAGUAAUUGUGUCUGUUUUCAUGCCACUGUGGAGGAAGAGAAGAGAACAGACGUAUUGUUUUUGACAUUUUUAUCGCUUUUGUGUCGUCUAAAAAGCGAUGUAAGGUGUGUUGCUACCCCUCGUGGAAACUCUACUCAGCAGCUGCAGUUGUUUAACAGCUUUCUGGAAUGCAACCCAUUCUGGUUUUGGGGGGGUAACAAAUGGACACACGGAGAUACAGACUAAAAUCUUCAUGUGCGUAGAAACACACACGGACGAGAGUUUGGGCUCUCCGAGCUCGUGACAAGUCAAGGAGAAAAUGUCAGGAUGGAAGCAGUUCAACGUACACAACAAAGGAUCAAAGAAGGGUGAUGAAGAAGGGAAACUUGGGUAUUUUUAUUUUUCCAGAGCACAUCAUACAGCUACAGGUUUACCCAAUGGACUAUAUGCUUUUUGUUGAUUGAUCUCUAUACUUUUGCGAAUGUUUCUGAACUAGUAAAUGACGCUUCAUAUAACACAACAACACCUCCGUCCUUAAUACAGCUCUACUGCUCGGUCCUUUUGUUGGCACUGCGAUGUUCUUUUGGGUUUUACCUAUCGAAAAGGACCUGUUUUGGAAAUAUGCAAGACGUGUUGGGAAGGAGAAGGAAACCAGAAUGUACUGUAAAAUACUUUUUUCCUUUACUUAAAUGUUGGACGAUUUCAAAAAAAUAAUAAGAAAAAAAAUAACGAAACUCAAGAGUUAAUGUUUGUAAUUGUAUGCCUUCCGAUGCCAUAUGAUCUAGCCCUGGAGAUCUAACACCCUCUCAAUCUCUUUUUUUGUACUUUCUUUUUCAACAUGAUCAUGUUUCUUUUGGCCUUGUUUGUUUUAUUUUUGUCAAGGAGCUCUAGGUACAUGUAACUUAUGUCAUUUAUUUAUGUCCUUUUAUAUCUAGUUUGUAAAAUAAUAGCCUAAAGUGAAGAAAAUAAAAGGGGUGCCAAAGUGCAUUCUUAAUAAAGUAGAAACCAUA